This is a messenger RNA of Anisakis simplex (herring worm), 1044 nucleotides long. NCBI's taxonomy places the organism in Eukaryota, Metazoa, Nematoda, Chromadorea, Rhabditida, Anisakidae. The record is from the annotation of a GenBank genome assembly.
AUGGACAUGGUUGAUAUCUUGGUGGCACCGUAUGAAUCGGACGCGCAGUUAGCAUUCUUAACUCAAACUGGAAUUGCUCAUGCGGUAGUGACCGAGGAUUCUGAUUUGAUAGCAUUCGGUUGUGAGAAGAUAAUACUCAAAAUGCAAGCAGAUGGUUCAUGUACAAUAUAUGAAAGAAGUGAGUUACCGAAAUGUUUCUCUCGACCACUCUGUGAUGAUUUUGACUUCACAAAAUUCCGACGUAUUUGCAUUCUCGCUGGUUGUGAUUAUCUUAAGAACGGUUUACCGGGAGUUGGUCUCAACAAAGCUGCAACAUUCAUGUCGAAAACCUCCGGAACUAAUUUGGAACAGAUUUUACCUCGAUUACCGCGUUAUUUGAAUAUGAAAAAUUUGAAAAUCAAAAAAGAAUUUAUCGCGGAUGCGAUACGGGCCGAGAACACAUUUUUACAUCAGAUUGUCUAUGAUCCCCGUCAACGACGACAACGACCUCUGAAUGAGUAUCCAAAAAGCGAUGGGACUCCGGAAGAUGAAGAUUUUGUUUGCAUUACGAUAGAUGACGAAAAUCAAACGGAUUAUUCGUAUGCGGGGAAAAUUGACUCACCAACAACCGCUUUCAGGCUAGUAUCUACAUAUUCGGAUUCAGAUGCACAAUUGAAUUUUAAGAUUCGGAUGGCACUUGGUAACUUAGCUGAGCAACCGCGGAUUUGCGAUAAGUUCACAUUACCAAAAGAAAUUCCUGAAUGGUCGAUUUGGAGUCCGAACUUCAGAAAUGGUGCCGAACGAUUGAAAGCUAGGAAAGAAGCCGAAGAAGCAAAGAAGCAAAUGUGUGGAGCAUUCGUGUUGACUGGUGUUAGAAAAGUUCAACGAUCAUCGACAGCAAUAAUUUAUGAGAAGAAUGCGAGGGAUGACGAUACAACUGUGAGCGGUGAAGAAGACGAAGAUGAUUUCAUCCAACCGAUACAAACAAAAUCAAAUCAUGCGGUAAAUAAAAACAUCAAGGUAAAUUCUCUUGUAUCUAUAUCGAACACCUUAAUAUGUAAUUGA